This is a messenger RNA of Sinocyclocheilus rhinocerous, 1777 nucleotides long. RefSeq names its product peptidase, mitochondrial processing subunit alpha (gene pmpca). Gene Ontology annotation, molecular function: metal ion binding; metalloendopeptidase activity. Gene Ontology annotation, cellular component: mitochondrion. Lineage: Eukaryota; Metazoa; Chordata; Actinopteri; Cypriniformes; Cyprinidae. The coding region runs from base 32 to 1579 and encodes 515 amino acids. The transcript has 13 exons. The record is from RefSeq and is a predicted model, not a curated record.
UUCCGGGCAACGCUCAUGCUCAGAAUCCAACAUGGCUGCUCACAUGUCAAGAUUAAUGGGCUGGAGCCGAGCGCAGAGGUUUGGCAUCGCAGUCUGUAGGCAGUACAGCAGUGCGUAUCCCAGUGUGUCCCUGUCCACACCGCUGCCCGGGAUCCCCAAGCCUGUCUUUGCCUCUGUGGACGGCCAUGAGAAAUACGAGACUAAAAUCACCACCUUAGAAAACGGACUCAAAGUUGCAUCUCGGAACAAAUUUGGUCAAUUCUGUACAGUUGGAAUUCUAGUAAACUCAGGCUCACGUCAUGAAGCAAAAUAUCCCAGCGGAAUUGCACACUUUUUGGAAAAGCUUUCCUUUUCUUCCACAGCCCAGUUUGAAAGUAAAGAUGAGAUUCUUCUAACACUUGAGAAGCAUGGAGGCAUAUGUGACUGCCAAACAUCCAGGGACACAACAAUGUAUGCGGUUUCAGCUGAAGUGAAGGGUCUGGAUACUGUAGUGAACCUUCUGUCAGAUGCGGUUCUACAGCCCCGUUUAUUAGAUGAGGAGAUUGAGAUGACCAGAAUGGCUGUUCGGUUUGAGUUGGAGGAUCUGAACAUGAGACCUGACCCGGAGCCUUUACUAACAGAAAUGAUUCAUGCUGCCGCAUACAGGGGCAACACGGUGGGCCUGCCUCGCUUCUGCCCUCCUGAAAAUGUUGAGAAGAUCGACAGGAAGCUGCUUCAUAAGUACCUACAGAGCUAUUACUGUCCGCAGCGCAUGGUGCUGGCUGGGGUUGGGAUUGAACACGAGCAGCUUGUUCAGUGUGCCAGGAAGUAUCUCCUAAAUGUUAAACCAGUAUGGAGCACGAGCACACCUGCCAACGUCGACAAGUCUGUAGCACAAUACACGGGUGGCAUUGUUAAGAUGGUGAAGGACAUGUCAGAUGUGAGUUUGGGUCCGACACCCAUCCCUGAACUAACGCACAUCAUGAUUGGGCUGGAGAGCUGCUCCUUUUUGGAGGAUGACUUCAUCCCCUUUGCGGUCCUCAAUAUGAUGAUGGGAGGUGGAGGAUCCUUCUCUGCCGGAGGGCCCGGAAAAGGCAUGUUCACCCGUCUCUACCUUAAUGUGCUCAACAGGCAUCACUGGAUGUACAAUGCUACUUCGUACCACCACAGCUAUGAAGAUAGUGGUCUGCUGUGUAUCCAUGCAAGUGCAGACCCUAGACAGGUGCGAGAAAUGGUGGAGAUCAUAACAAGGGAGUUUAUUCAGAUGGCUGGGACAGCAGGAGAAAUGGAGCUAGAGAGAGCCAAGACACAACUGAAAUCCAUGCUCAUGAUGAACCUGGAGUCACGACCGGUCAUCUUUGAAGAUGUAGGUCGACAAGUACUUGCCACAGGCAAGAGGAAGCUGCCACAUGAGCUGUGUGAGCUCAUCAGUAAUGUUACAGCCAGUGACAUCAAGAGAGUUACAAUGAAAAUGCUGCGUAGUAAGCCUGCUGUAGCAGCGCUGGGAGAUCUAUCAGAGCUGCCCUUGUACGAGGACAUUCAGGCCGCUCUCUCUAGUAAAGACGGACGUCUGCCUCGCAUAUACCGCCUGUUCCGAUAGGGGACAGACAGCUGGCACCAUCUAGGGGCAAAUAUGAGGACUGACCCAACAAAUACUAUUCUCGACUGGAAUUUAAGUGCAAUGUUUAGGACUGUGGUUGCGUUUCAUCUAUAAAGUGUUUAAAACGUGACUUUAAAGCGAUAGUUCACCCAAAAAGUCUGUCAUUAUUUACUCACCCUCAUGUCAUUUCAAAACUGU